Messenger RNA from Boleophthalmus pectinirostris (great blue-spotted mudskipper), 6130 nucleotides. It is a transcript of the gene ptprc, whose product is annotated as protein tyrosine phosphatase receptor type C. Gene Ontology annotation, biological process: positive regulation of peptidyl-tyrosine phosphorylation; protein dephosphorylation; negative regulation of protein kinase activity. Gene Ontology annotation, molecular function: protein tyrosine phosphatase activity; protein binding. The coding region runs from base 1 to 3966 and encodes 1321 amino acids. Lineage: Eukaryota; Metazoa; Chordata; Actinopteri; Gobiiformes; Gobiidae. The record is from RefSeq and is a predicted model, not a curated record. The transcript is spliced from 32 exons.
AUGUUCCUGGGUCAGUGUCAGGAGCAGAGGGACCAGCUUCAACUAGAUCUUGAACCAGUCAGAACUACUUUAUCUGGACAAGGUGUGUGUGUGCGUGACAUCAUCACCCCCCCUCCACCCCCCGCCCUGACAGAAGCUGCAGGUUUGAGGAACAAGUCCAGGAAGCACCAAGUUUCUUUUUUGCUUUUCGUCGGUGUAUGGUGCGGUCCAUCCACACCUCUGGACAUGGCACAGAUGGGUGCCCUCUCUCUCCUCCUGUGGGCCGGGGUCAUCGCGCUGGGCAGCUGUCAGAGUACAGCAGACCCUGGCUCCUUACCAUCCCAACCGCCCCCUUCCUCCACAGACUCUAAUACAGCAUCCCAGGUAAUCAACUCAGAUAACAACUCCACUGGAUCUCAGAGCCCUGCCUCCAACAACUCCACACCAACACCAUCAACAGCAACAACAACAGCAACAACAACAACAGACCCCUAUAAAAAUGACCCAUGUGAAUUCAAAGUUGAGCCUGUGAAAUAUGGUCUCCGGAUUGAACUAGAAACUCCCAACAAUAAGACAUUCAACGUGACCGUAUUGGAAGAAGAUCAAGUUGUUAUUCAGGAACAGUUCAACUCGUCCAUUCACAACAUCACGCCACUGAAGCCUUGUACUGCAUACAUGGUCAAAGUACAACGGGCAAGUGGAUUGAACUGUACAGGCUCAGAUAAUAAAAUCACCACUGAACACAUGAAAAAAGAAGACCUCACGUAUGCUCCACGCCCUGUUAAAAUGAUCUCCUUUAACACAAAAUGGAACAUCACAUGUUCAGAUGUGUCUGCCCUGGGAGCUCAGGCUCAACCCUGUCCAGGAGCUCCACAGACCUGCUGCAUCAAAGUCACCAAUAACAACCUCUGCUCGGACCUCAGCAUAACAUUCAACAACACCAACUGUCUUUUCACAGACACCAUUUCUCUCACUGCUGAAAAGUUUCUAAGUGCGGCAGACCUGACCCAAAAAGUGAUCUACAAUAACCCAAAAAAAACCAAUGGACAUCCGGCAAAAAUUGAGUUUGAAACCCCAUUGCCUAAAAUAUGUAAACUAACUACUGAAUAUAACUGUGAGGAUACAAAAAAAAAUACCAUGUUGUUAUCUAAGCUGGAGCCGUUUAAAACAUACACAUGCAUUGGGAAUAUAAAAAAUGAAACAGCUGUGAUUAAUAAAACUGACCCAGUCAAAGUGAACACCUUCUGUGAUAUUACUUCAUCAGUUAAACCCCAAACUUCAACUAACACCUCCAUUACCCUCGAAUGGGAAACAAAAACUGAGAACUGCAAUCUAACUGUUCUCAAGCCUAAACUCGAAUACACGUGCACAUGUACUUCUCGUUUCACAGACCGGUGGCCCAGAAAGUCUUUUAAAGAAACGUCUUCUGUAGAAACGUGCAUUGUGAAUGGACUGGAAGCAUUUAUCACUUAUGACUGUAAGAUCCAGACCCUCUAUGAGGGCAAUGAACUCAAGGAACAUAAACAAACUGUCGAAACCAAACCUGGAAUUCCCGGCUACCUCGGGAAGUUGAUGGUGUAUUUGACAGAGAACAAUGGCUUCCAUGUGAACUGCUCUGGGAUAGAUCAUUUUAGGGGUCCAGAGGGAAAAUAUGAAGCCAUUCUGAAACUUAAAGAAAAAAUUAUUAAUAGAUUAGAAAACAAAAAAAAGUGCCAUUUUGAAUUCAAAAAUCUGGACUACUCCACCACCUACCUCGUGGAGGUCAAAGCUGUCAAUAUCAAACAUGCCGGCCGCUCAAGUUCCAAAACAGUGCAGACCAGCUUCAAUGACAAGGCUCUGAUUGGUUUCCUCGUCUUCCUCAUUCUCCUCACAUCUGUGGCUCUGAUGGUGGUUCUGUACAAGAUCUAUAUCCUGAAACAAAGGAACUCAAGAAACAGAACAGAUGAUUACCCGCUCCUCAUCAGUGCCCAUGCAGAUGAGGAGGAGCGACUGCAGAAUGUGGAGCCCAUCCAGGCGGAGGUGCUGUUGGACACGUACAAGAGGAAAUUGGCUGAUGAGGGACGGCUCUUCCUGGCCGAGUUUCAGAGCGUCCCAAGAAUCUUCUCAAAGUUCACGAUAAAGGAAGCCAAGAAAAACUGCAACGCCAUCAAGAACCGCUACGUGGACAUCCUGCCCUACGACUAUAACCGGGUGCAGCUGACCACAGGAAAUGGAGAACAGGGCUGUGACUACAUCAACGCCAGCUUCAUCGAUGGAUACAAGGAAGCCAAGAAGUACAUUGCAGCUCAAGGACCAAAGGAGGAGACCAUCACUGAUUUCUGGAGAAUGGUUUGGGAGCAGAAGUCGUCCGUCAUCGUCAUGGUAACGCGCUGUGAGGAGGGAAACCGGCCCAAGUGUGCGCAGUACUGGCCCAGUCUGGAGCGAGAAGCUGAGAUCUUUGAGGAGUUUGUGGUGAAAGUGAACGCUGAAGACCAGUGCCCAGACUACACCAUCCGCCACCUCAGCCUGACCAAUAAGAGAGAGAAGAACAGUGAGCGGGAGGUGACUCAUAUCCAGUUCCUGAGUUGGCCUGACCACGGUGUUCCAGGAGAGCCCCACCUGCUGCUCAAACUGAGGCGGCGCGUCAACGCCUUUAAGAACCUGUUCAGUGGACCCAUCGUUGUUCACUGCAGUGCUGGCGUGGGCAGGACGGGCACCUACAUUGGCAUAGAUGCCAUGAUGGAGGGUCUGGAGGCCGAGGGCAGAGUGGAUAUCUAUGGAUACGUGGUCCAGCUGCGCAGACAGAGGUGCCUCAUGGUGCAAGUGGAGGCCCAGUACAUCCUGAUCCACCAGGCCCUGCUCGAGCAUAACCAGUUUGGAGAGACAGAGGUCAGCCUGAGCGAGCUCCACAGCACCCUGAGCACCCUGAAGGAGCAGGGCCCCGGGGAGGAGGGCACCCUCCUGGCGGACGAGUUUGAGAGAAUGCCCGUGUAUAAGAACUGGAGAACGUACAACGCAGGGAUCACCGAGGAGAACAAGAAGAAGAACCGGGUGUCUGCUGUAGUCCCAUACGACUAUAACCGUGUGCUGCUGCGUCUGGAGGAGGAGCUCAGUCGGGACAGUCAGCACGAUGAAGACGAGGAGGACGAGUCUUCUGAUGAGGAAGAGGAGUCAUCCAAGUACAUCAAUGCCACCCAUGUCGACGGUUACUGGGGCUCCCGCUGCUUCAUCACCGCUCAGACUCCUGUGUCAGACACGACUGCCGACUUUUGGCUCAUGGUUCAUCAGAAGAAAGUGUCCUCCGUCAUCAUGCUGUCCGAGGAAGACAAGGAGUGCGUAUACUGGCCCAAAGAGAAAACCACGUACGUAGAUGUGGAGGUGGAGGUGACGUCUACAGAAAUUACUCCAGUUUUCGUGAGCCGCACCAUCAACAUCCGCCACGUGAAGAGGAAAGAAGGCCGAGCGGUCAGACAUUUCCAGUUCCUGAAGUGGGGAGAGGGAGAGUUACCGGAGAAGCCCCAGGACCUGAUGGACAUGCUGAAGGAGGUCAGGAGCAAAUGUGGAGACAGCAAAACACUCCGAGUCUCUCCAGCUCUGGUUCACUGCAAUGAUGGCUCUAGCCGCUCUGGCCUGCUGGUGGCGCUGUGGAACCUGCUGGACAGCGCAAACACAGAGAAGCUGGUGGACGUUUUCCAAGUGGUGAAAACUCUGCGUAAAGAGAGAGGGAACAUGAUCUCCACUCUGGAGCAGUAUCAGUUCCUGUACGACAUGCUGGAGGCCACUUUUCCUGUGCAGAACGGGGACCUGAAGGCACCACCGGCCUCUGCAGCCAACUCGGUGGAGAUCAUCGACGAAACUAAAACCGCGGAGCCCAAAGCCAGCGAGCAGGAGAGCGCCGCUACCGCCACCGACCAGGAGAAGGAGCCACUCACCGACAAACAGGAGCCCACAGAGGAGAAGCCCGGAGAGGACACUAGCACCUCCCCCUUAGUCACAGCAGAAGUGUGAAGGCCCAAAGAAGGAACCAAAAACGAUGCUGUAACACUUAGAUUAACUACUCUUUUUACAGUCUUAAACAAGUAUGAACAAAGACUUAAUUUGCAAAACUCAGUAACUACUUAAUAACCUAACCCCUUAAUUAAAGCUGUAUUGUGUAACUUUCUGGUGGAGGGUCUGUCACCUGCCUGUUGUUCUACCUGGAAUGUUCCACAGUGUGACAUUAAACAGCUCUACUUUACGUUUAUUCAAUUCCAGGUGGGUAAAGCUCAAAAAUACCUAGAAAAACAGACAUUCUGACUGUGAGCGGGGUCGCCUUUCCACAGAUCUGACCUGCAACUUGGUCUGGUUUGGUUUCCAUGACGAUAGAUAAUAGACCCCACCAGAAAAGUUACACAGUGCACCUUUAAGUAGUUAAGCCUGAUUGAUUGUGAUGAGUCUUUGUUGGUGCUUUAUUAAGGCUAGUGAAGAUGUAAUUAUGAUGAAGUGAUACUUUUGCUUGCUUUUUUGAUAUUUUAUUAUUGUAAAGACAGUAUGGAUUAUUUUGUUAAAGAGUUUUUCAAAGUGUCCUUAAAAGAUAUAGGUCAUAAUUUAUACAAGUGUUGUGGUUGCUGUUGUCAAACUUUGUGGUUUGGGUCUCAUCGCUUUUUUAAAAUGCGCAAUUUAACAAUAUGACAAGAAUUCUGUAUUUUUGAAUCUAAUUUCAGUAGUUUUGUACAUUAGAUUUGUCAAAUAAUUUAGGUAUUAAUGUCUAAAUGUCAAAGCUGCUCAGAUCUAGAUAAAAUGUAAAAUAACAUCUAUAUUCAACUUAAAGGGCAUUCUGUAACUUUUCUUUCUGGUUUCCAUGGAGACGUUAGGGCUUUGCCUAGAAUGGAUGACAGUAUCUCAGUUGGUCGAGUGUUUGUCCAAUGAUCCAAACGUUGGCAGUUUGAAUCCCUCUCCUCCCACAGAUGAAUAAUGUUGUUGUGUCUUUGGGCAAGACACUUUACCCACCUCACACCUCACCGCUAGUGUGUGUGUGUGUGUGUGUGUGUGUGUGUGUGUGUGUGUGUGUGUGUGUGUGUGAGUGUUUCUUUGAUAAGGGUUCCCACGGUCAUAGAAAUCCUGAAAAAGUCAUGGAAAUUGAAAAUGUCAUUUUCAAGGCCUGUAAAGUUAUGGAAUUUUAUAAAUUCAAUGAAGUUUUGGAAAAGUCAUGGAAUUUUAGUAUCUCUAAGUUUUCAUUAGACUCUUCUGAUUAUUUCUGAACGUCUGCACCUUUUGUUUAAAAGAGGCGACAUUAAAUGCACUGACAGGAUUUUGAAUGUUCAAAAACUAUAAUCCCAAACCAUAAAGUGAGUGGAAAGAGUAAAUGUUUCAUAUUUAGAUCUAAAAGUCUGAUCAAUUCUACACAUGUAGGUGCUGUAAAGUCAUGGAAAAUUCACUUGAAAAAGUCAUAGAAAAAAUGAAAUGUGUCAGUGAAAAAGAGUGGGAACCCUGUCUGAUGUAAAAGACUUUGAGUGCUUGAAAGUGGAAAAGCGCUGCAUAAAAAUAUGACCAUUUACCAAUGUUCCAUAGUGUGGCAUUAAACAUAUCCGUCUUGUAUUUAUUUCAUUAUUGCUAAACAAAUACCCUGGACACAUGCAGACGUGCUCGCCUCACCUAGAGCUGAUCUGUCACCUGAGAAGGUCUCCAUGGAGAUGCCAGGUUAAUGCCAUGCUGUGAAACAUUCUAGGCAAAGCAAUAUCAUCUCCAUGGAAAUCAACAGGUGGCCAGUCCUUCACCAGAAAAAUUACGCAGUGCAUCUUUAAUGUUGGUAUUUCAGGCCACCUCUGAAUUUACUUUUACAUUUAAAAUUUUGUAUUUAAACAUACUUUUAGCUAUUUUUGAGUAGAUUUAUUCCUUUUAUUUAUUAUUUUUUUAGCUCAGAAUUGGAAAUAUUUCAUUGUCACAUGAGUUGGAAGAUAAAAGUUGGAAGAUAUGUUGUUGUUUUUUUAGAUGUUUGGAGGAACCUUUCAUAAAACAUGAACAGCAGGAGUAUGAUCUUAUACCAUUUCUCAUAUGCAGUUUCACUCAAUUAUUGCGUUGCCAUAAUUAAAGUUUGAAAAGAUUCUAUAGCCACUGGUGUAAAUAUUAUUUUUCUGACCUGUCCAGAGCUGUACCAUCUUCUUUUGAACCAGAAAUAAAUGUUUAAAGACGA